This is a messenger RNA of Lingula anatina, 2119 nucleotides long. Its product is annotated as putative Kunitz-type serine protease inhibitor. Gene Ontology annotation, molecular function: serine-type endopeptidase inhibitor activity. NCBI's taxonomy places the organism in Eukaryota, Metazoa, Brachiopoda, Lingulata, Lingulida, Lingulidae. The record is from RefSeq and is a predicted model, not a curated record.
UUUUUUCAUUAUAGAUGCAAGGCAAAACGUGUGAGGAUAUAAGUUGUCCAGAUGGCUCAGUGUGUCGCCAGUAUACCACAGCGUGUGUCACUGCCCCCUGUCCACAGUCUGAACCUGAGUGUGUCGUCCAAGCCUCAGGCAAGCCACAAGUAGGCAUCGAAGAAACUCCAAAAGAUGUGUGCAGUGAGCCUAAGGUUAUAGGCAGGUGCAGGAUGUCCAUCCCAAGGUUUUAUUUCAAUGCCGAAACAAAUGCCUGUGAGUCGUUUACAUAUGGCGGCUGCGACGCAAACGGAAACAACUUCCUGACGCUUGAAGAUUGCCAGAACGCUUGCCCGGGUUCGCCUGCGGUGGCUGUCCAACAGAUACAACAGAGAGAGGCCACUUCUUGCAAGGAUAUGGAGUGCCCGGCCGGUACCCAAUGCCAACAGGAGACAGCAGUUUGCGUCACCAGUCCUUGUCCUCAGCCUAAACCACUAUGUGUUGACGUUUGUCGCGAGCCAAAAGUUGUGGGCCAUUGUCGAGGCUAUUAUACAAAAUAUUAUUUCAACUCGGAGUCAAACACGUGUGAGGAAUUCAUCUACGGCGGUUGUGGAGGAAACGGGAACAAUUUUGGAUCACUUCAGGACUGUCAAAGCGCAUGCGCAAGGUCAUCUGGGGAGGUCACUCAGCAGAGCCAACAGGCGGAUUCAUCUUGUCCAGUUCCCAGACAAGUCUUUAGACUGUGCGGCUCCCCGUGUCCGCCCACGUGCUCCAACCCCAACCCGGUGUGUAUGAUGGUGUGUACGCUAGGGUGUGAAUGCCCGCGCAGCGCCCCAGUGCUUCACGAGGGGAGGUGUAUCGCGGCCGAGGAGUGCCCACAAACAGGUACAAAACCAUCGAGUCUUGCCUUCUUAUUCCGCUGCUUCAACAGAGAGUUUUACACCGAUCCAUUGACCGGCAGAAUAACCUGCUAACAUAUCACGAUAUCAUUUUAUAUCUAAACAAAUAUUGUUCAUUGAGCUACAUCCCAAAGCACAGUCAUCUACAUCUCCCAUAUGAAAAGUUCUGACUUUUUGACUUAUUGCAACGUACAUUUUCCUUAUUGUGUAAUUUGUAAGUGAGAGCAGCUGCAACUUUACCGGUACGGCCUGCAAGUGUUAAGACGCAUAUUUGUAUAUGUAUUCUUUGCUAUAGUUCUGUAUAUGUAUAUAGAUACAUAUAUUCUAUAUUCCAUAAUUUUUUAUGCGUCAGUAUACCAGUACAUACAUCCACUGCACGUGUUUACUUGUAGUUACUGUACGAAACGUGUUGUUCUUCUACUUAAGUUUAGUCACAUCUUUUUAGAAAUCAGUGGGAGAUAUGGCUUCAAAACUAAUAGUUCAGUACCUUAGACGAAAACAGAAAUCUCUGGUAUUUAUUGGGAAUAAGAAAUAACGAUUGUAUUAUAAGGAAAUGAAUGUUUAUAGAAGAAGAAAUAUAGACAUGUACAUGUAUGUAGUUUUUUGUGUUGUAUACCGUUGUUUUGUUUUAUUGUAAAUCAUUUAACCUUGUAAUAAAAUAAAUAUUGUCAAAAGAAUGGGCUGUUUUUUAGCAAUCUCCGCAGAAGUGUUGAACAGUUUCACUAUUAGCUAUGUGUUUGAAAUGACCAAAAGAGUUUCUUAUGUCAAUAGCUAUAGUAAAAUCUCCGAUGUUUACCACCCAACAUUUCAUCUGAGCACUGACAUUCAGAUUCCUUUCCCUCACAAAGUCUAUAUAAUUUUCUAGAGCUAUUUACAAUAGGAACUCUAUUGGCCAUUUCCGCAUAAGUGAUUGUUCGUUGUCUAUUUAAUAGAAAUAAUAAUAUGUAUUAAGGAAUGCCAAUGACCACAUAAUAUAUCAAGAUGUUAGAUUAGCUACUGGGUAUAGGCCUCGAUACUGUGCAAUAAUGAAAUGGCGUCUAAGUGGUAUGCGCGUCUGCGAUCAGUGUAACUACAUACCAUGGGGUGAAAAAGUUCAGGGCAUCUUUCAAGGAUUAACUUGGGCACAGUGUGAAUGCCACGAUUAUACUCUCAUAAUUAGCAGUAUGCAAAUAAGCAAUAUUUUGAGCUUUUAACAUACAUGCAUGUAAAUCAUUUAUCUAUCAGUACAUGUAGUCGAUUAU